UUAAUGCAGCGGUCUGCUUGCACAUUAGAUCUAGUUCUCGCAGCGAGACAUAAUAUAAGGGCAUACGUCCUAAAAGACUGAUUUCUUUCAAUAUAAUCAUGGUCGGAAGGAACUGAAGAGAUUAUUUUACUGUUUUAUCGCUAGUCCCGCCCACUCUGAAGAGGUAUUCGUCGACCCAAAGGGAAACUUCCCUGAGCCCUAUAUUCCGCGACAUUGAAAAAUGUCUCGAUACGCCAGUCAAUUUUUAAAGCAGUUGGGAAGCAAGGAGUUCAGAAACUACCUGUGCAGUACUCACUUCUGGGGACCAAUUGCUAACUGGGGAAUUCCACUGGCCGCUAUAGCGGACAUCAAAAAGGACCCAGGCAUAAUUAGCGGCAAGAUGACUACCGCAUUGUGCAUAUACUCCUUGCUGUUCAUGAGAUUUGCACUCAAAGUGCAACCCAGAAACAUGCUCCUUUUUGCUUGCCAUUUUACGAACGAGGGUGCUCAAAUUAUUCAAGGAUGCCGGCUUAUCAAACAUGAGUACCUAACAAGCCCACAGAAGUAGGCCAAGCCACUUAGAACUGUCUUCCAAACUUAGGAGCAAUAAAGUGACCCAAGGAGAGUGAAGGUGUGGCCUGUACAGAAAAAUAAUGUCAGCUCGGAGACAGAAGAUUAAAAUUGUAGAGAAAUAAAGCCACUUUACUCGUUCCA
Dermacentor albipictus is the source of this 693-nucleotide messenger RNA. It is a transcript of the gene Mpc1, whose product is annotated as mitochondrial pyruvate carrier. NCBI's taxonomy places the organism in Eukaryota, Metazoa, Arthropoda, Arachnida, Ixodida, Ixodidae. Gene Ontology annotation, cellular component: mitochondrial inner membrane. The record is from RefSeq and is a predicted model, not a curated record. Gene Ontology annotation, biological process: pyruvate import into mitochondria.